AUGCGCUGGCCGCUGCUCGUGUCCGCGGGAGUCCUGCUGGUCGCUCUCCUGCCCUGCCCGCCAUGUAGGGCCCUCCUCAGCCGGGGGCCUGUCGCGGGCGCCCGACAAGUCCCUCAGUCCCCCCAGCCCAUAGAUUUCCUCCAGCCGCCGCCUCAGCCCCAGCAGCUCCAGCCACCUCAGUCUCGACCGGUUCUGCUCCGCAUGGGAGAAGAAUACUUCCUCCGCCUGGGGAGCCUCGGCAAGAGCCUCGCUGCUCGCUUCUCACCCAGCUCUUCGGCCCUUGCUGGAGGCAGCCGCCCCUCGCCGGACCAGGCAGCCGCCAACUUUUUCCGCGUGUUGCAGCAGCUACAGCUGCCUCGGCGCUCGCUCGACAGCCCCGCGGCUCCGGAGAGACGCGGCGGCGGGAGCGCUCUCCGCGGCCACCAGGAGGCACUGGGGAGGGAGCGCCGGUCCGAGGAGCCUCCCAUCUCCCUGGAUCUCACCUUCCACCUUCUCCGAGAAGUCUUGGAAAUGGCCAGGGCUGAGCAGUUAGCGCAGCAAGCCCACAGUAACAGGAAACUGAUGGAGAUUAUUGGGAAAUGA
Octodon degus (degu) is the source of this 582-nucleotide messenger RNA. It is a transcript of the gene Crh, whose product is annotated as corticotropin releasing hormone. Lineage: Eukaryota; Metazoa; Chordata; Mammalia; Rodentia; Octodontidae. The transcript has a single exon. Gene Ontology annotation, molecular function: corticotropin-releasing hormone activity. Gene Ontology annotation, biological process: negative regulation of epinephrine secretion; negative regulation of glucagon secretion; positive regulation of cortisol secretion. Gene Ontology annotation, cellular component: extracellular region. The record is from RefSeq and is a predicted model, not a curated record. Bases 1 to 582 code for a protein of 193 amino acids.